AUGUCUCCUUCCAAGAAACCCGUCUCUUUGCCCAAACAACCCUCUCCCUCCAAACUCUUCCAUCAUAAACAUAAUGCCGGCCCUUCCUCACCCGUUAAAUCAACGAAACCAGUCUCGAUGGCCUCUUCACAUUCUUUUUCUGGAUCUGGCUCAAGCUCUGGCAUGGGCGCUGAUUCGAGUGCUGUUCCUACUUUGACCUUCAAUCGACCGGCGAACUCUCGGCACAACUCCAGUCUGUCCACUCUGAGUCAAGCAUUGCAAAAAUUAGAGAAGAUGCCAGGUCUCACCGCGGGUUCGAGGCCGGGUACGAGUCUAGGUUUCAGUCGGGACCGCGACACUUCUGAUACAGAGGGAGGACAAACCAAUCGGCCGAAAUCUGUUCUAGGUCAUAAUGGAAAAGCGAAGGCGAAGGACGACUCACACGCAGGGCAGAAUUCAAUUGGUGCUGGUAGGAAGAGCAUUGGGCAGGCUGGAUCUGGGGCUCAGAGCAAGGCGAAUAGGCUGAGGAGGGCGAAUACGGUUGGGCCGUCUGAUUUUGGUGGCGGAGGCGACAUGAGUACGGGGGCCAAUGGUACGGGAACGGGAAGACCGUCAGUCCUCUCGCAGGCCGCCAAACCUUCCACUUCCGCUUCCACUGCUCGACCCUCGGGGAGUAGCAUCGGACUUGGCCCCAGACCUCUGACCACGACAGCAUCCAAACACAUCGUAUCUGCAGCCUCCGCCAACAAAUCCAUCCUUCCUAAUGCUAGACCAAUAUCCGCUAUAGGCUCUGGACCACUUGCCAACAAACCUAAGACGGGCACGCUGGCUGCGUUUGUAUUUCAACGUAGGACGGCCGGCCAAGGAGGAGGAGGCCCGAAAGCAAGCAAGAGGACGACAUUGCCCACUGUCAUCGGCAGUCCUGUCAAGGGCGGUGCAGAUACUGUAGGUCAGAAUUUUGGUGAUAUUGGGGGAUCGGGUCCUAAGCUGGGCCCUGCUUUUGGUGCUGCCUCGGGGUCGGGCGCUGGAUCUAGCGGACAAAACGGGUCAGGAACGGGACAUAGCGGUGGAGCUGUCGAUGCAAGGGGCGAAGCAGCCAUGGAUGUCGACUCAUCGAACGCUGCACCGACGGUGUUCAAAGGCAAGGGAAAACUCAAAUCCUUCCAAGACCCCGAAUUGCACGGUGACGCACCACCCUCGUCGUUCAAGUUACCCACUUCAUCCCGCAUGCAGCUCGAUAGACUAGGAGAUGUCUUCUUCAAUGACGAGGAGGAAGAAUCCACCGGUGAACCUGGAACACCAGAAUACAACCCUCAUGCUGCCUGGCGGAGGAAUGCGUCGAGGAGGGCAAGUAUGGCUCGGGAGAUGUUGUCUCAGUCGCUCACGGACAAGCCUGAAGAACAUGGUGGUAUCGUGUUUAAGGACUACAGGAGCGGGGGCGGCCAAUCUGGUGAGAAUGGUGCCGGUGCCAAUGAGGCAACCACUGGGGGUGCUGCCACCGAUACACAAACACAGGCUCUCCCGAGCACUACUACAGAAACUCCUCCACCCGCUCCUACCCACGGUCGUCACCUCCGCUCCUCGAGCACCUCAAUCCCCUCAAAGAAACAAUCCACUAUCAUGGCUGCUCUAUCCAAAGGACACCCGCAAGGAAAGAGUGCUCCUGGUGGGCUGGGAAAAGCUUCGGGCUCGGGCGCGCACGUAUCUGCUGGUGGCGCUGUACGACGAGCAGCAUCGCAGGCUCCAGAGCGGAAUGUUGGGAGAAGUGGGGGUGGUACAGGUGCUGGGGGAGAGUUUUCGAGUCUUUUGAAGGGGUGUGUGAUUUAUGUGGAUGUCAGGACUGACGAGGGUGAUGAUGGAGGAGAGCUGUGUAGGGAGUUUUUGGAGGCGAUGGGGGCGAAGCGACUGGGACGGAUCGGCCAAUCCUGCACGCAUAUUGUUUGGAAGAACGGAAGCAAGACGACCUCAGAUCGUUGGAGACAGAUGGACCCGAAGCCUCUGGUUGUGAUGCUGGCCUGGGUGGUAGGGUGCGUCGAACAGAAAAAGAGGCUGGACGAGAGGUAUUAUCUGGUCGACCUGGAGCACGUCAAUGUUGCUGGUAUAAAUAAGCGCCGUAAAUCUUUCCUGCCGAAGCAUUUGAUUUCUGACAUUGGUUCCCCGCCCUCUGCGGGGAGUUCUGGUUCUGGAGGGACGUCCGCGGGAGACCGAUCCAUGGACACCUCUGUGGACGGCGAAGAUCUCGGCAACUCGAGUCAACGAUUUGGGGACGACGAAGAGGAUUUGCCACCGCUGGAGAGGGCGAGGAGAAGGAGGAUGGCGGCGAGCCAGGGGCCGAAGUAG
Messenger RNA from Stereum hirsutum FP-91666 SS1, 2319 nucleotides. RefSeq lists its product as uncharacterized. The record is from RefSeq and is a predicted model, not a curated record. The transcript is spliced from 4 exons. Bases 1 to 2319 code for a protein of 772 amino acids. Lineage: Eukaryota; Fungi; Basidiomycota; Agaricomycetes; Russulales; Stereaceae.